This is a messenger RNA of Endocarpon pusillum Z07020, 711 nucleotides long. RefSeq lists its product as uncharacterized. Lineage: Eukaryota; Fungi; Ascomycota; Eurotiomycetes; Verrucariales; Verrucariaceae. The record is from RefSeq and is a predicted model, not a curated record. The coding region runs from base 1 to 711 and encodes 236 amino acids. The transcript has 2 exons. Gene Ontology annotation, molecular function: protein binding.
AUGUCUAAGGCUAAUUCGAAGAACCUAUCAACGUCGAAAACAAAUGAUUUGUCACCGCCGCCAGCGAAGCGCUUGAAAUUCGAAGACGAGACAGUGAAGGUCUUUGUAGGGCAUGAGGAGAAGGCCUUCAUAAUUCACAAGCUUCUUGUCUGUCAAGCGUCCCCCUACUUCAAGGCUGCGCUCAAUGGAAGCUUUGAAGAAUCGGUUGACGGCAAACUUUAUUUGUACGAACAGGAGCCGGAACUAUUCAACUGCUUCGUCGAAUGGGUGUAUUCAGGAAAUAUCGAUUUGCUCAAACUCUGUGGGGAGCAGCGCCACGAUUCCAAGGUCUGGACGAAAUUUUCGAAGCUCUACCUACUAUCCAAGUACCUCCAAUGCCCAGCAUUCGGGAACUGCCUUCUCGACACAGCGCCCGUCAUAUCGCCCCUUGACAAUCGAAAAUACACCUUGCCAGAUACAGGAAUUGUGAAGAUGGUUUAUGAGAAAACAGUAGGGCAGUGUGGCAUUCGCAGAUAUUUGACGGCGGCGUUCGUCUGGUUGACGAAAGACAUCGUUCCCAAAGAUACGAAGCUUUUUGGUGAAUAUUUCGCUGGUUUGCCAGCAGAUUGCGUUCUAGAUAUCACAAAUCUCGCUGUGGGAGCGGCCCACAAUGGGUACCGGAAUCCAUUCAAAGAGUGGUCACCAGAUAUGAAGACUUACCAUGACAAGUGA